Pipistrellus nathusii (Nathusius's pipistrelle) is the source of this 1281-nucleotide messenger RNA. NCBI's taxonomy places the organism in Eukaryota, Metazoa, Chordata, Mammalia, Chiroptera, Vespertilionidae. The record is from the annotation of a GenBank genome assembly.
AUGUGGAACAUCUUCAAGAAGAACCAGCAGCCAGAGGCGGCUCCGGCGGCCACCACCACGGCCACCGUGCCCGCCAUGCCGGCCGGGCCCGUGGGCAACUCCACCGAGAGUGGGGGUGCCGAGGGGAGCAAGGAAGACAUGUUUACCAAGCUGAAGGACAAGUUCUUCAAUGAGAUGAGCAGGAUCCCCCUGCCGCCCUGGGCGCUGAUAGCCAUCACCGUGGUGGCCGGCCUCCUGCUCCUCACCUGCUGCUUCUGCAUCUGCAAGAAGUGCUGCUGCCGGAAGAAGAAGAACAAGAAGGAGAAGGGCAAGGGCGCCAAGAACGCCAUGAGCAUGAAGGACAUGAAAGGCGGGCAGCCCCCACAGGACGAUGAUGACGCUGAGACCGGCCUCACCGAGGGGGAGGGGGAGGGCGAGGAGGAGAAGGAGCCGGAGAACCUGGGGAAGCUGCAGUUCUCCCUGGACUACGACUUCCAGGCCAACCAGCUGACCGUCGGCGUGCUGCAGGCCGCAGAGCUGCCCGCCCUGGACAUGGGAGGCACCUCAGACCCUUAUGUCAAGGUCUUCCUCCUCCCGGACAAGAAGAAGAAGUACGAGACCAAAGUUCACCGCAAGACGCUGAACCCCGCCUUCAACGAGACCUUCACCUUCAAGGUGCCGUACCAGGAGCUGGGGGGCAAGACCCUGGUGAUGGCCAUCUACGACUUCGACCGCUUCUCCAAGCACGACAUCAUCGGGGAGGUGAAGGUGCCCAUGAACACGGUGGACCUGGGCCAGCCCAUUGAGGAGUGGAGAGACCUGCAGGGCGGCGAGAAGGAGGAGCCGGAGAAGCUGGGCGACAUCUGCACGUCCCUGCGCUACGUGCCCACGGCCGGCAAGCUCACCGUCUGCAUCCUCGAGGCCAAGAACCUGAAGAAGAUGGACGUGGGCGGCCUCUCGGACCCCUACGUGAAGAUCCACCUGAUGCAGAACGGCAAGAGGCUCAAGAAGAAGAAGACGACGGUGAAGAAGAAGACGCUGAACCCCUACUUCAACGAGUCCUUCAGCUUCGAGAUUCCCUUCGAGCAGAUCCAGAAAGUCCACGUGGUGAUCACGGUGCUGGACUACGACAAGCUGGGCAAGAACGAGGCCAUCGGCAAGAUCUUCGUGGGCAGCAACGCCACGGGCACGGAGCUGCGGCACUGGUCCGACAUGCUGGCCAACCCGCGCCGGCCCAUCGCCCAGUGGCACUCGCUGAAGCCCGAGGAGGAGGUGGACGCUCUCCUGGGCAAGAACAAGUAG